AUGAUAUCAUCAUCGUCUGAUGAUGGCCCAAUAACAAUGGCCACAUCAUCAAUCUCAUCGAUGAAAAUAAGUGAUGACUCUUCGUUUGAUGACAUUGAUCCAAAGUCAUUCCUGACGCCAACCAUCCCACGACGAAGAUCAUCCACUAUAUCUGGCUCACCAAUCAGUUCACCAAUACCAGACUGCAAUCAAUCAAACAACAAUAUGUCAAACAAUAACAACAACAACAACAUGAGCAUGGGUAUUGGUAUUGGUAUGAGUGGCAGUGUCAGUAGUAAUGCGAUCAACAGACUUGGCGAGAACCAUCAACAACAACAACAACGUAUUAUUAGUCCAGUGAGAGCAUCAACACCACAUCCUCCACAUUCAUCAUCAUCAACAACAUCACAUCACUACAACACAUCAAACAAUACUCCACUGUCGACUCCACCCGCAUCGCCAUCAACGCCACAAGAGCACUAUAUACUGAUGACCCCGCUCACUGGCAAGCGAUCAUCCACCUCAUUGCUGCCGCUGUCUGGCGCGACACCGCUGCCCCACAACAGCUCAACGCUGUCACCUCCAACCAAGGUGUUCUCGCCACCUCGUCGACGCAAGACCUGUAACAAUUUGGCAUCGCGACUCUACAUCAACUCACCAGAGCGCGAUCGCUCGUUGACACUGACACUGUCGCCCUCGUCUUCCCAACACCCUUCGCUUCAGUCGCCACCUCCUGUCAAUGCGAGCUCGACGACAGUCAUGCACGCCUACGCAGACGUUCACUCAAUGUUGCUGCAGGGCGGUCUGGGCAACCUGCCGGCCGAGCUGCUGAUAUCGAUCUUCCAGCACUUUGGCCCACAAGACAUAUGCCGUGUAGGACUCACAUGUCGAUGGUGGCAGACAGUCUCCGAACAGGACUCACUCUGGUUGAUCAAGUUCAAUGAGCGCUUCCAACGUCCCAAGGCAAUCCUUGACAAACUGCACAGUCAGGCCACCACCGAGUCUUGGAAGGAGUUAUACACUCAACAUUACUUCAUGGACAACUCAUACUGCGAGGUUGAGAGGAUGUUGGUAUUGUUCCCAGUCACGCCGGAAUAUGAGCAUGAUAUCACCAUCAUGUUGUACAAAGUAUUGAACUACCUCAAGCAUACUGACUCGACAACAGAGUACAUUCGCAAGUUGGAAGAGCUAAAGACUAUACAUAUUACAUUUGGAAAUAGGAUUGAGGCUGCCAACUGCUUGUUGAAUCACUGUCAGCUGAUCAGCUGGAAUGGUGAAGCCACCUUCCCAGCCGAGCAUGGAUAUCCAUCAGAGGUGCACUCCGAUCGCAAGGAGCGACUCCUAAACGCAUCAAUACAGCUAUUCAUCGAGGGCAAGCAUUGGGAGCGUUCACUAUCAAUCAUCAACAAGUUGCGCAAGAGAUACAAGAAGGACCUGCCCAAGCUAACACAGCCCGAGCAACGACACACUUUGAUCAAGAAGAUGGUUGCCCUAUCAGAACUUGAGCAUACAUGUUACCAAUCGCGAGACAAAGAGAAGAGAUUCUUUGAGGAGUACUUCUUGGUGGAGUUCAGAGGCAAGGGCUUCCCCAAGUCUGUUGAUGCCAAGAAGUUCAUCUUUAGAGGCAAUGUGUUAGAGAAGCUUGGCAACUUUGUAGGCAGGAUGAAGAACAGAUAUCCUGGCGCACAGGUGGUGCCCAAGACUGACAAGGAUGAUAUACUCACUGGCCAGUACGUGCACAUUCGACCAUGCAAGCCCAUCUUCCUGCCAAAGAUAUUCGCCGGCGUGCAGACGCUGGCCAUGGCCAAUCAACAACAGCACAUGGUGUCCAAGGGCCACACACUCCGCUCGCACUUUAAGGACGAGCAGGCAUACAUCCACAACAACUCGCGAGUAUUCUUCUACUCCCAACCCUUCAAGAAGAAGAAGAAGGAGGGCGACCAGGUGGCGGCCAGCAACAAUGAGUUCCUCGACCUGUGGACGUGCAAUACGUACAUCGUCUCGUCAAACACAUUCCCCGACUUGAUACGUUGCAGUGAGGUCAAGUCCAUCAUUGAGAUCGAGCGCAAUCCCCUCGAGACUGCCAUUGAAGACCUCAACAAGAAGAACAAACAACUGCAGGGCAUUGUCGACUCGUCAAAGGAGCAGAAGCAAUGGUCACAAGGCCUGACAAUGGCGUUGAAUGGUGUGGUGGACGCAGCAGUCUCUGGUGGAAUCAACAUGUACCGAGUGUUCUUUAGUCAAUGCUACUUGGAGGAGAACCCUGCACACCCGGACCUUCUUGGCAAGCUCAAGGACCUACUUCUCAAACAACAACUCCUACUUGAGGUUGGCAUGGACAUCCACUCGCAAUGUUGUCCAGAGAACAUCAAGGCGCUACAGAACAAGAUGGAACUAUGCUUUGAGAAAUGGAAGCAGAUCAUUAGUGAGCUUGUAAUACCAACAUUGUCCGCGAGCAAUGACCAAGUAUCAGUGCCAGCUCCAGUGCCAGUCGACGAGGCAGAGAAGCUGCAGCAGCAAACUGCACAACAGAUUGCCCAUCCACCUAUUCGCAUCGCUGAGGAAGAGAUGCUUCAACCUGUUGCAUGUGAGGCACCCAAGGCCACAGUGACGACAGAGUCAAAGGCACCGGUAAAGACACCACCCAAGUCAGUCAUUGGCAGUCCAGCAUCAUCAGACAUUCGAACCAAACCAGUUGCUUCACCUCGUUCAACUUCCAAACUUCCACCAAUGGCAUCAUCACAAUCAUCAGCGAGACAACUGGUAUCAAAGGACUCUCCAAGGUCCACUACAGUCACAUCAACAAGUGCAUCGACAGGUGUUAAAUGGGUCAAUGGAAAGAAGCAAACUGUACCUCCAUCAACAACAACAACAACUGGAACAAAGCAAACAACAACAACUGCAACUGCAACAACUACCACCCCGACAUCAUUAAGGAAGCCACCUCUUUCACCAUCAUCAUCAUCAUCUGUAUCCACUCCCUCAAAAUUACUACCACCCAAGACAUUGACAAGAAGUGUUCUGACUACAACACCACCUCCAACACGAAGGACUAUGACUGUCACCAGUCCAACUACAACAUCAAGCAGACCAACAACAACAUCAUCAUUGUCGACAACAACAUCAAGCAACACAACAAAAUUGGUCUCCAAACCAACUCUCACAUCCUCAUCGUCCUCAACAUCGUCAUCAUCAAGGUUAGCUGGCAGUCCCAUCAAACCAUUGGCAAUAUCCAAACCAUCAACUACCUCUUCCACUGCCAGCAGUAGCACUGUCAAGGUGCCACAGACAUCUCCAAACACUGGAUCACUCUCACGACCAACGCUGAGUCACUUGGCAAAAUCGACCACUGGUACUGGCACUGGAACUGUCACUGGCACAACACCCUCCUCCUCGACUACGACCUCACCCAUCACCAAACAACCAUCAUCACCAAGGGUUGUUGCCAAGCCUCCAUCCCGACCAUCUUCACCAAGACCCAAGGCACCUGAACCUCAGCCAUCAACCGCCAAGCCCCCAGCACCAACCAAAACAUCAACGAUUGGUGUGGCACUGUCCAACAUCAAGAAGAGAUUGUCAUCAUCAUCUCUGUCAUUAGCAAGUCUUGGAACAUCAUCUUCGUCAACAUCCACAUCCACAUCUACAUCUUCGACCCCAUCGUCAUCAACGCCCUCAACUCCAACUAAGGCUACACAGUCCUCGACCACAACGAUGACCUCAUCCUCGUCCACCACCUCGUCAAGGAACACAACACCCACCAAGACAACAUCUGCUCGCCCCACCAUUGGAAGCAGCAGCAAUGCAUCCAGCUCAACAUUGCUGAGCAGAGCCAAGCCGCCCAUGCUUGCCAAGGGCAGCGCAUCAUCAUCGCCAUCGCCAAUAUCCGUCAAGUCACAACAGACUACCAGGAGCACGGUCGCCCCCACUACCAAACCACCAGCCUCACCUCUGUCACUGACAAAGACGAUGGGACACUCACUCUCCAAGCCAGCUGCCACCAAACUACCAGUGUCAACACUGGCCUACAAGAGUUCUGUCUUGACCAAACCAACAGGCUCCACUCCAACAAAGAUGCCUGCAUCUGGUGGCCCAACCUCCUCCUCAUCUUCAUCCUCCCAAACGACGACCUCAUCCUCCUCAACGACAACCUCGUCAACAUCUUCAAUCUCGCACACAAAUGUCACCACCAAUCUUUUCCACUAUCCCAACGAUACUGAUACCACGCCAAUGAAGAAGUUGAUGCACAAGCGCAUCGCUCUCACCCCUUUGCCACUCACACUUCGUCUGGCGGCAUCAAGUGGAGCUACCAGUCCAUCGUCCACAGGACAAUCUGUCGCUGGUGAGCAUGUGACCAGCUCAUCAACUUGA
Acytostelium subglobosum LB1 is the source of this 4347-nucleotide messenger RNA. RefSeq lists its product as hypothetical. NCBI's taxonomy places the organism in Eukaryota, Evosea, Eumycetozoa, Acytosteliales, Acytosteliaceae. The transcript has 4 exons. Gene Ontology annotation, cellular component: plasma membrane; cytoplasm. Gene Ontology annotation, molecular function: small GTPase binding; guanyl-nucleotide exchange factor activity. The coding region runs from base 1 to 4347 and encodes 1448 amino acids. Gene Ontology annotation, biological process: small GTPase-mediated signal transduction. The record is from RefSeq and is a predicted model, not a curated record.